AUGGCAGUUGCACGGAACAGGAAGUGCGGCCAGGACGUGCAAAAUCCUGUUCCCCAACCACUUCGGCAGCGAGAGCUGCCCAUGCCCCACCUCCCGAAAGAUUGGGAAGCUUGUGAGACCGUGCGGCGCCGCAUACUCUGGGAUGGGCGAUUAUUGGCUUGGCCGAAGGCCGAACUAAUAGGGGUCGCCUCUUACAAGGCGGCAUCGCUCAAUGGAGAGGUGCUCACUAUCUUUUUCAAUGCCUGGGUGGCUGAAUGUGAUGCUCCUAAGUCACCGGGGGAGGAUGAGGAGGAUGAAUCGGAGUUUGAACUGGCAGACUUGCCUGAUGGCGAGGGCGAGCUGGAUGAGAACAUGCCAAUCCCCGGUGGCGAGGAAAGUGGUGAUGCGGAGGAAGAGCUAGAGCCCGAGAACAGGAGUGAACACGAUGAGGAGGAACGAGAAGAGCUGAAGCCCGUUCCUUCGUUUGAGAUCUUCGCACCAGUCGAGGUUCAUUCCUCGGACGAUGAA
This is a messenger RNA of Symbiodinium sp. CCMP2456, 507 nucleotides long. The record is from the annotation of a GenBank genome assembly. NCBI's taxonomy places the organism in Eukaryota, Dinophyceae, Suessiales, Symbiodiniaceae.